AUGUUGUCCAGAACCGUCUUUAGAACUGUUGCUCUAAACAGAACUUUGCUUUCUGCGCCUGCUAAGACGCUUGCAUUUUCUGCCCCAAGACUCUCUCGCUUCCAGUCUGUGAGAAAGUACUCGGACCAUCACGAGGAAGAAACUUUCGAGGAGUUCACCGCUAGAUACGAGAAGGAAUUCGACGAAGCCUACGAUCUAUUUGAAGUGCAAAGAGUGUUGAAUAAUUGUUUUUCCUACGACUUGGUCCCAGCUCCAGCUGUGAUCGAAAAGGCGUUGAGAGCUGCUAGAAGGGUAAAUGACUUGCCAACGGCCAUCAGAGUAUUCGAGGCUUUGAAGUACAAGGUCGAGAAUGAGGAUCAGUACAAGGCCUACUUGGACGAGUUGAAGGAGGUCAGAACCGAGCUAGGCAUUCCUUUGAAGGAGGAAUUGUUCACUGAGUCCGCCUAA
This is a messenger RNA of Lachancea fermentati, 447 nucleotides long. Lineage: Eukaryota; Fungi; Ascomycota; Saccharomycetes; Saccharomycetales; Saccharomycetaceae. The record is from the annotation of a GenBank genome assembly.